Molecule: messenger RNA, 2709 nt
Organism: Mycena indigotica
Lineage: Eukaryota; Fungi; Basidiomycota; Agaricomycetes; Agaricales; Mycenaceae
Exons: 9
Coding region: 1-2709 (902 amino acids)
Biological process (GO): nuclear-transcribed mRNA catabolic process, nonsense-mediated decay
Cellular component (GO): cytoplasm
Molecular function (GO): RNA helicase activity
Source: RefSeq, a predicted model, not a curated record
AUGGGAGUAGGAGGUCAAGGGUAUCUAGUCACGUGCCCGCUAAAUUUCUUCCUUCACUACUUCAACACUGGCUGCUGCCCGUCAACUGAGGCGCUUCGGCGCUGUCACUUUUGUCGCCGUCGUUGCUUCUCCACUGAGGCCGAAUUGCCAGAAACGGAGACAAAACUUUCAAGUCCAAGUGUUGCCCCGCGUUUCGACUGGCGGCUUCGAGCAUCUUCCCGUGAUCCUCCACCACAAACACAGCCGUAUAAAAAGCGAAAGUUCAUCAAGCGAGUAGCUCCUCCACAAGUAAUCUUGUCGCCAACAGAACCGUAUCAUGGCGCAUUUCAGUCAUACUCGAAUCGGUUCCUUGAGAUGAUCACGCUAGAGCAGAACGAGACUGAAACCAUUCUUAAGGAACGGCUUUCUAGUUGGUCACUGAACCGGUUGAGGGAAGAAGGAUAUUGCAUAACAGAUCUUUCUGCCUUUUGGUUGGAGGAUAACCGAUUUAAUCGGCCUGUCGCAUUAUUUCUGCUCGGUGCAGGUGUCUCCUUGCCAGAAAAUCGUUUCGAGCUCGGCACACAGGUUGUCCUGUCGAGAGACAAUCCUCUCAAUGAGCUCGAAUGUCCCCGUGGCUCCGUCGUCUCCCGGACGGCCAGUCAAAUUAGUGUCGCGUUCUGGGAACCGUUCGACGGACUCGAUUCCGGCAAGUGGCGGAUGGAUGUUGGCCACUCCGACAUAACCUAUGAUCGAAUGCGGGCAGCUAUUACCCACCUCAGCCAAGAUGUCAUUCAACUCGAGACUGCUGUUAUGGAGGAAAAUCGACAGCUCAUCCUCCAUGGCACAGAUCUGCGCGACCUCUUACUGCGUAGUUCACAUCCAGAAGGCCCACCCUCAGACAUUGACGACGUAAGGAAUACGUCUGGCGCAUUCAAGGACGACCAACGAAUUUAUAGCUGGGCUCAACGCUAUUCAAAAUCUUCUCCUCUGGUUAUGGAUGGCGAUCCCCCACUUGAUGGGUUGAACAACUCACAGAUACGAGCAAUUGCCAUGAUGAUUGGUGAACGACUGAGUCUGGUCCAGGGACCUCCUGGGACAGGGAAAACUAGAACGAUCAUCGAAGCCAUCAAGUUGCUCAAACUCCAUUUCGAAGUCCCUCAUCCAUUACUCGUCUGCACAUACACCAAUGUUGCGGUGGAUAACCUCGUUGAGGGUUUAGCUGCCGCUGGCCUCAAACCCCUGCGAAUAGGAUUUGCAGGUCAAGUCAGAGACUCCCUUCAUCCGCAUACAAUGGAUUUCAAACUCGAACGGCAUUCUCUUAAAGCCACUUUCGACACCAUCAUCAAGAAACAGUCAGAGCAAUCAAAUUAUGUGCGCGAACUCUCUGAAAAAAUGUCCGAAAUGGAGGAGAAGGUGACCAAGGCUCCAACAGCCAGUGCAAUGGACCGCGCCAAGAAAAUUUUGGAGAGUAUGCGGCUUGACAUAGCAGCAAGACAACGUUCGCAGGCGGUUCUCAAGGCCCGAGCGUAUGCCUUGCGCAUGGAGAUGAUUCGAGAUAUUAUUGCGCAGUCAGAUGUGGUGUGUUCAACCUGCGUGACUUCUGUGUCAUACUCACUUAGCGUGGUCGACUUCCCUGUUGUGUUCCUUGACGAAGCUUCCAUGUCAACUGAACCCGCCUCGUUGAUACCCUUGAUGAAAGGUUCGCGCCAUGUCGCUCUUAUUGGCGAUCACAAGCAACUACCCCCAAUCAUCAGUAGCACUGAAGCAAAGGACCUUGGCUUAGGCAAGAGUUUGUUCGAGCGCCUCACCGAGGAAGGAAUUGCGCCAACAAUAAUGCUCGACACCCAGUAUCGAAUGCAUCCUGGCAUCUCUCUCUUCCCUUCUACAGAGUUUUACAACUUUUUGCUGCAAGAUGGAACAGUUGAUGAAGGUGGAAACGUAACACCAAGUUUAGCGCCGCCCAACUCGGUGCAUCUCAAGGAGGAUGCAAAUGGUCAGCGACCCGCCGUUAUAUUUCUGGACCACAACGGAAAUGAAGCCAUACGCGAUAAAAGCCGCGUAAACCACAACGAGGCCGGCAUCGUCCUGGGGGUUGUUGAAGACCUGCUCUUGAAUAAUCCUAGCCUUACCGGCCGAGAUAUCGGCAUUAUCGCACCCUACGCGGCUCAAAUUUCACUUAUCACCCGCAUGCUUAAUAAUAAUCCCAAGUAUCGUGCACGCUUUGCGCGUGUCUUGGGCGAUCAACGCGCCAUGCAGCUUGCCCAGAUCGAAGUCAAGACCGUUGAUGGCUUUGAAGGACGAGAGAAAGAUGUUAUCGUCUUCUCGACGGUAAGAAACAAUGCGGGCGGCCACAUUGGCUUCCUUGCAGAUCGACGACGGUUGAAUGUCGGCCUUACGCGUGCUAAACGCGGUUUGUUCGUCAUUGGCAGUAUUAGCACCCUGGGGCGUGGUAUCCGCGUGGAUUUUGUCUCUAAUAAGAAGCCGGUGGUCGUCCAGCCUGGGGAAAUCAAGGUCAUCCAGGCCAAGGAAGAGAAAUUGUUGAAGGCAUCUGUAUCCAGAAAGGGCCGCGGGAAGGACAGGGAGGGGCGGGAUAGUUGGAGGAGGUAUGCUGAGUGGCUGAUCGCACGAGGGCUAGUGGUUCGGCUUCCCAUGAAGAUGUUGAGCCCCCUGGCCAGCAAAGGACCGCCGAUAAUAGACCUGGAGGUCGUAUCCGGGAAAUCAAUAUUUUGA